CUGUCAGGCUGUCCUGUCAGGACAUGCAGGCUGUGUCCGGUUAAAUUCCCUGGAGGGAAUUUAAGGUGUGGAGAAAGGCCGUUCAGCUGUGCUGUGCUGCCUCAGGGAAGGAAGGGCGAGAUCCUCUCUCCAAGUGAUGGAAAGAUGCUGGGUGCUGAUGUCCAUGGGGCGCUUGGGAUGUCAGUCUCAGCUUUUCGUUAAAGCAUCAUAAGCAUCAUGCUUGUGCCAGACCUUUGAUUCAGAGCCCUUAAGCUAUAAAGGUUGCAGAAAUUAUGAGUUAACCUUUCUGCCAUUGGUUUUUUUUUUUUGUUUGUUUGUUUUCCUUUUCAAGCAAAGAUGCUUGUCAAAGUGACCCUAAGGGUUGUCUGAUCAACAUUCAUGCAGUCCCCAUGCCAUGGGAAUGUACACAUGCAUAGUUAAUUAGGAAUAGCAAUUCAAUAUGGAGGAGGGCAGUGUGUGGAAGGUAUAUCCUGACACUGCCUGUUGUGUCUUGCUCAAACAGAUGACAGUGCCUAAAAGAAGGGGACUUGAUUCUUGCCCACUUUUUGCCUUUGGGUAAUGGGUUGAAGACAGGGGACUCCUAUUUGCUUGACAAUGCUCCUGAUUUCAUUGCUGAACUGUUAAAAGUCAAAUUGUUUUCUUGUGGUUUAUCCAUGCCCAGCUGUCAGCAUUUUCUGAACCUGGGUGCUGAAAGUGCAGUUGUUUCAUUUCCCCUUUUAAGAUUCUUUGUGCUGCAGUGUUUGCUUUUCAGAUGCAGAGCAGGGAUGUGUGCUUGUAAGAACACCAACAUUUUCAAUUUUUUUUUCCCUUGGAAGAAAUGUGAUGUCUGUGGUUUUCUGUCUUCCCCCAGCCAUUUCCGGGCAGCCUGAGAUUGCAAGAUUGCAGUUUGGCCCAACAGGAGAGACUUUAAGGUCCCAAUCCUGCAGUCCAAGGAGCGUGAUCUGGAAGUGGGGCGUGCCUGGUUCGUGCAGUGGCAAAUGCGAGGCAGGCAGACACAGCCCACAGGAGUUGAACCCCGGCGUCUCUGGCUGUAAAACAGCAGCUCAGCACUGGUUGCUAAAUGGCCUCAGGUAUGGAUGGGAAGAAAUGCAGCGUGUGGAUGUUUUUACCUCUUGUCUUUACCCUGUUUACAUCAGCUGGAUUAUGGAUAGUGUACUUUAUAGCAGUGGAAGAUAACAAAAUUCUCCCACUAAGUGUACCAGAUAGGAAACCUAGUCCGAAAAGACCGCCUUAUAUAAGUAUUGCAGGUGAUGCACCUCCUGCAAGUUGUGUGUUUAGCCAAGUCAUGAACAUGGCAGCAUUUCUAGCGCUUGUUGUGGCUGUCCUGCGCUUCAUUCAGCUGAAGCCAAAGGUGCUGACGCCUUGGCUGAACAUCAGCGGCUUGGUGGCUCUGUGCUUGGCCUCUUUUGGGAUGACCUUACUCGGCAACUUUCAGCUUUCCAAUGAUGAGGAAAUCCACAACGUGGGCACGUCGCUGACCUUUGGCUUUGGGACACUGGCGUGCUGGAUCCAAGCUGCCCUUACCCUCAAGAUCAACCUGAAGAAUGAGGGGCGGAAAGCUGGGAUUCCACGAGUGGCUCUCUCAGCCAGCAUCACCCUCUGUGUGGUGCUCUAUUUCAUCCUUAUGGCCCAGGGCAUUCACAUGCAUGCUUCCAGGAUCCAGUGGGGCCUAGUGAUGUGCUUCCUGUGCUACUUUGGCACCUUUGCAGUGGAGUUCAGGCAUUACAGAUUUGAGAUAAUUUGUUCUGAGUACCAGGAAAACUUUCUAAGCUUUUCCGAAAGCUUAUCAGAAACCUCCGAGUACCAGACAGAUCAGGUGUAGCCUGUCCUCUGGCAGGUGGGGAGGGGGGCAGGUGUGGUCUCAUGGGUGAAACAUGACCUCAUUUACACUUUUUUUAUGAGUUUGUUUUCAUGUGCAAUCAUGAUGGUAUUGCCAAAGGGUUCUGAGGGUGAUUGUCUCACUAAGAGCCAAACAAACAGAGGUGUCUGCUGGAAGAGGAGUGGAUCCAUCUCAGCAGCAGCGUGAGAGAGCACAAGGUGCUUAGUUUGUGCCACCAGAGUGGCUCUGUCACACUCAUGUUGCUCAAAACAUUCAGCAGCCUUGCAAUGCCCCUCUGAGGCCGGUCCUGCUCAGCCUGCCAGAAGAGGAGGUGGAGGAAGCAGACUUCUCGUAACAGCAGGAGUCUUCAGGAGUCACCUGUUCCCGAGUCACCAGACUGUGUUUUCCAUGUGUUUCUCGGCUUGUUUUCUUUGCUGCCAACUGGGGAAUUUGGUAGGGGGAGCAAGAGCAGCUGUUUCUUCAGAACCUGGAGUCAGACACAGAAGACCCCAGUGGACUGGCUUUUAUGGCAAGCAGGCAGGCCUUUCUUCCAGCCUGGAAAGCAGCUGAUGGUAAAUCUGGAUUUGGAAGGAACUGUGCUGUGAUCAGGAAGUGAGACUUAGCUGAUGCUGCCUUGUAGCCAGGCAGAUUAUCCCCAGGCCAGAGGGGGUGACACAGUGGGAUGCUGUGCUUGGCUUCCUGGUGGGCACUGGUAGGAGUGAGAUGCUGAAUUAAGAUGAGAACGUCUGUGUCCUCUGAAGACGACCCAGAAAAGGCUGCUUUUUCCAUGUGUAGUGCUUCCACCACACAUUGUGUAUAGUACUUCAAAAGCUUUUUAAUUUUUUUUUUAUGUUCACUGAAGGGGGAAACAUUGUGUUAGAGACACCAGGCUUGUCUGCCAUGAGAACAGUAUCAGUGUUUCUGGACACAGGGUUUGGUUUUGCUCCUUGUACAAGCCAAACAUCAGACAUGCUGGUGUGGGCUCUGGGCCCCUCUGUGUGGCCAGGCCUGAUGUCCUGAGUGGAGCCUGCCACAGGUUUAAAUGGGCUUCCAAGGUGCCAAGAGGGAGUUCUGGCAUGGAGGCUGGCUGACCUGCCUGAGGGCUGGAGGUGCGAGAAGGGAACAGCCAAACCAGAAGGGCUGCUCCCUCCCUAAAGGGAACAGGUUGUCAAACAAGGUCUGUUUUCGGAGAACAAGAAGCUCAAAGCCCAAUUUUAGGAAGGCUGCUGUAUUGCCUGGGUAGGGGAGUGAUGGGAGUUGCUUCUCAUGAACAUGGCUCCUAUUUUCCUCCAUAAAUCAAACUCAGAUUAAUUUUACAUCUUGUCUGAGCUGCAGGAGAACAAGCAGAAAUUAAAAUGGUAGGAAAAGGCACUUGUAGGGGAAUUUGUAGUGCUCUGUUUGUAGUAGCAUUUCUGACAGUGAGGGAAAAGGCAGAAGGGCAUUCAGUCUUGUGCAAAGGUCACAGGCCUCUUCUGAGAGGAGAAACAGUUGAGACAAACUGUGUUAGGUAGAAAGCUUUCAGCCAGCCCUUUAUUUCCUGUGCACCAAAACUUCUUCUCAGGCAGCUGUUACAAAUCCAGAGCAUUUUUGCCCAACAAGAGAGUUGCUGUGGAUUGCUGAAGGCUUCCUCCUUGUAGCAGUGUCAUGAGUGGAAAGCUUUCCCAGAAGGAUGAGCUGAGAGUGGCCAAGGACACAGCAGUGUGAGGUGCCAGCUCCCUAGAGGCUCAUCCUGGGAGCUCCUCCUGGGGAGGGACAGGACAGGACCAACUGGAGAACAUGCAGGUGGAGAUCCUCUUGCACUGACACACACUCAAUCCAUAUGGAGCACAAAAUAGCUAUUUGUUGUAAGGGCAUUUUACUGUAAAUAGUCCACUGUGUCUUUUUUCACCUAAUUGAUUAAUUAAUACUUUCAGUUUAUUAUUUUAGCUUUUGUAAUUUUAUCAAAGGAAAAAAAAAAGAUUAUGUGUUUUUUUUUUCCUUUUGCUCCCUUUCCUAUAUGCAAUCCAAACUGAACUUCAGGUUUUUAGUGAUAAUUCUGUACAUUUCUCAGAGUAUUUCUAACAGCACAUUUCAGUACAACUAAAUGACAACUGAGGUACACUAAAACAUGACCACUAAAUAAAGUGCUUUUAUGGAGAAA
Taeniopygia guttata (zebra finch) is the source of this 3959-nucleotide messenger RNA. It is a transcript of the gene TMEM150C, whose product is annotated as transmembrane protein 150C. Gene Ontology annotation, cellular component: plasma membrane. The record is from RefSeq and is a predicted model, not a curated record. Lineage: Eukaryota; Metazoa; Chordata; Aves; Passeriformes; Estrildidae.